GUCCCAACCAGACCCCCCUAAAAAAAAACUGUCGAAAACAGAGAGAAACAACCUAGGAAGAAGAAAGAGAAGCGCAGAGAGAAAGGAAGUAUCUGUGAUCAAUGGGUGAAGUGGUGAUAUAUGUGGAGAAUUAUGGGUACGAACCAGGGAGUGAAGCUAUAUGUUUUUGUAGAAUCUGCCAUGAAGCAGAGUUUGAAAGCUCCAACUCCAUGGAAGCUCCUUGCGGAUGUUCUGGAACCGUUAAGUUUGCGCAUAGAGAUUGCAUACAGAGAUGGUGCAAUGAAAAGGGAAACACAAUCUGUGAAAUUUGUUUACAGAAAUAUGAGGGUGGCUACACGGCUCCACCGCCUAAAAUGGUCCACUUGGUUGAUGCAACAACAACAACUGUGACAAUUAGGGGGAGAUUAGAGAUUCCAAUCAUAGAUGCGGAUGAAGAAAAUGGACAAGACCACCAAACCACAAAUUAUUCGCAGUGCUCAUCAGCUGGACAUCGCACCAGGACUGCCUCUUGCUGUAGAUCAAUGGCCCUCAUUUUCACAUUCUUGCUUCUGGUAAGACAUGUGUACGAGUUGGUGGGUGAAGGACCAAAAGAUUAUCCCUUUUCACUCUCCACGAUUUUGAUUUUAAAGGCCAGCGGUAUAUUCCUGCCAAUGUAUGUGCUUGUCCGAAUAGUCACCCUAAUCCAGAACACUAUCCAACACCAACACUCGUACUUGGAUUCUGAAGACAGAUAGCUAUGGUUUUACACGCUGUCAAUAAGAAGAAUAUAUGAAGUGAAUUUUAGUGGAUCGGAUAUAUGAUUGUUUCAUUUGUAGCUUUAAUUAUAUACUGGAGCACAAUGUUUAGUGCUCCGAUCCUCCAUCUCCAUUCAAUAUUCAAGGUGUGUUAUUCAUUUGUUAUCUAAUAGUUAAUCUUUUUUUUUUUUUUUUCCAUUCAUCAUCAUAUUGUAAUUAUUAUUUUAGAUUGUAAUAACAAUAAACAUAUCUGAGUAUCUAUUGAAUA
Ipomoea nil (Japanese morning glory) is the source of this 1002-nucleotide messenger RNA. RefSeq lists its product as uncharacterized. Gene Ontology annotation, cellular component: membrane. Lineage: Eukaryota; Viridiplantae; Streptophyta; Magnoliopsida; Solanales; Convolvulaceae. Gene Ontology annotation, biological process: protein ubiquitination. The transcript has 7 exons. Gene Ontology annotation, molecular function: ubiquitin-protein transferase activity; zinc ion binding. The record is from RefSeq and is a predicted model, not a curated record. Bases 102 to 734 code for a protein of 210 amino acids.